Eucalyptus grandis is the source of this 2896-nucleotide messenger RNA. RefSeq lists its product as uncharacterized. The transcript is spliced from 13 exons. The coding region runs from base 297 to 2288 and encodes 663 amino acids. Lineage: Eukaryota; Viridiplantae; Streptophyta; Magnoliopsida; Myrtales; Myrtaceae. The record is from RefSeq and is a predicted model, not a curated record.
AGGAGUUGCAAGACCAAAAUAUAGAGGCCCAUAAUUGUAUUGGGCCAUUCGCAUAUGGGCCGAGAAAAGUCCAACUCCCACCCAUUUCAAAGUCCGCGCGCCAAAAUUUUCACUCCGCUCGCCAUUCCCCCCCCUCCUCCCCUCCUCCCUCUUUCCGAUAUCGCAACCGCAGCCACGAACUCGCACCGCCGCUCAGCGAGUCGAAGCAAUGAGCUCGCUCGCCGCCGCCGCCGCCGCCGACGACGACGACAUCAUCUUCUUCUCCCGACGGGAUUGAGGACUCCAUCGCCAUCGCCAUGGAGAUCUGUCGAGAUGGAAAUCCGCGGGAAGCAGAUCGCGAGGAUCCGUUCCUCGCGUUCGUCGAGCGGGCGCGGUCCGCGUUGACGCCGGAGGAGCUGGACGAGACCGGUCGCGAGGCGGAAGGCGGAGCAGCGGGGGCGGCCGGACCGAGCUGGAGCUGGAUCGUGUCGAGGAUUCUCAGGACCUGCGUCGCUUACUCCAGCGGCGUCACCGCGGCGAUUCUGCUGUCCGAUCUCUCUCAGGCGUGGAAUGAGCAGCAAAGAGUCUUUGCGUCGAAGAGAAGGCCAGAAUGCAUCAACCUGCUGCAGAGGAAUCAUCGGAGGGCGAAGCUUCCGAACACGGUUACCAUCGACUCGAUCUACGAGAAGAGAUUUCUGUCUCUGAGCAGCGUUUUGGAAGCUGUAGUUGUCGAUGCUUUUGUGCUUCCAGGUACGAAUGUCUACAUGCUUACUUUGGGGGACUUUUGGAGCUCGAACACCAUAGAUCUUUAUCUCCAUCGUAGGUACUAUGAUUUGGUGAAUCCUCCAAAUGGGAUUUUGAAGAAAGGGAGGGAGAUAUUCCUCACUGGAUGCCAUCUUAGAACUGCUGCUGAGGGAUCUGGUUAUCCACGACUUUUACCAACAGAGUACCUUGUGAUACUUUUGGAUGAGGACCAAGAUGAUGACGCUAUUCUUCUGGGAGCUCAAUUUUGUUCAGAUUCUUUUGCUUCUAUAUCUCUUGAUGCAGUGAACAGAGGAGUUUCUUAUUCAUUAUAUGCGAGGAUCGAAGCUAUUGGGCCAGCGGAAAUUCAAGGAAGCUCAAGCAGUUUGCAAAGGAGAAAAAUCACUCUUGUCGAUAACGAUGGUAGCAAGUUAAAGUUUCUCCUAUGGGGUGAACAAAUUAUCCUUGCCAAUCUUUUCAGCGUUGGAAGCAUGAUUGCGCUGGAUAGGCCAUAUAUUGCAAAUUGCAUCGAGAGUGCUCUCGAAACAGCAGAAGAACUGUGUCUUGAAUAUGGCAGUGCCACACAAUUAUAUUUGGUGCCUUUCAUCCAGCAUGAGGAGCAAGUAUAUGUAGCAUUGUCACAAAAUCGGUGUCAAGGAUCAAGAUUGCUGGCUGCAGUAGAUCCUACUCAGAGCCAAAUGGUUUCUCAAGUAACCUUGCCACGUGAUUCUCAGGGAUCAAUUGACUUCACUAAUUAUCCUUUUCAAUCAUUUGUAAUAGAUCUUCGCGACAAGAUGACCGGUAUCAGCCUGUAUGGGGUUGUUACAGACGCAUAUAAGGAAGUUAACACAGCAGGUGUCAUCUUCUCACUGUGCAUUGAGGACACAACUGGUGCUGUAUGGGCAAGACUGCAUUUUUCAAAGUCUUGGUCUUUAAAGAGAUUAAGCUGUGGCCACACUAUUUAUAUUUCCGGGUUGACGUGCUCAAUGACCAAAAAUAAGUGCCUUGAAGUGUUAUGGUUUGAGAAUGAUGGCAAAGCUUCCCUUGUCAAUCUUAGCUCCUUGCCAGCAAUGCUGAACUCCUCUUGCCUCCAUAGAUUAUCAUGCAUUUCCGAUCUAUCUAGCCAUAGUAGAUCCACACAGAUUUGUAAGGUCUGGCUGGACCAGAUUGAACACUGUCAAAUUGAUGUAAGGCUUUCACAUGUCUGUUGCGGCCAUUUCGUGAGAAAGACCCCUCCCGGGAACCUCGAAUGCAGCUUCUGCCGCUGCGGGUGUGAUUCCGAGGUUGUCAGCACAUUUGCCUUGAGAAUAGUUUUGGCAGAUGACACGGGGAAAAUCUUCGCAUGGUGUACCGGUCAAACAGCUUCAGAGUUGCUACAGAUAACUCCUGAUGAGUUCGACAGGCUCCCUGAGGACGAACAGUUGAUAUAUCCUACGUCGCUCGAGAAUGAGAAGUUCGUAGUUGCCGUAGUGAAUUGUCGAAGACACGGUUAUGGAUUGAGCACUAGCCUUUCUCUCGAAUCCGACACCGCUCAGUGGGAGAUAAUCGGGGCGUUGAGGCACGACUGAUGCUUCUCCAGAGGAUGGAUCCUUACUCCACACGCGAUGGUUUUAUGUGUCGAAGCUGCUUCGAGAUACAACUUUCCCCCCGGAGAUAAUUCAUCAUACUUCGACUGGAAAAGAAAGCGCACUAGUCUCGUAUGAUAUAAAACUAGUCGAAGGACUUUCUGAAAAAGUAUGCUAGUGAAUCGCUCUCGUGUGUGUGCACGCCCAAAUUCUGGCCCAGACCUGCUCAUGGGCGAGCUCGAGUGUAGGGUAGGGGGAGAAAUUGAGUCAAAUUAACCCUUUAACGCUCUCGGAGCGGGUUUGAUUAUCACUCUAGCUGAACUCAUCUAAAAUCUAAAAUCAAGCUUCAACUAGAGCUCAAAUUCCAGGUACUUAAGAGUAUCAUGUCAAGCUCAAUUUUAAGCUAGUCCGUACUUCAAUUUGAUAGGCUGACACAACUCGAUUUCCAUCGCACAAGGUCAUCCCGAGUUGCUUGGCCGAUUGACACAGAAACUCAAUCGUCGGACUUGGGUUCCCAUCCCUAACUAGGGUCCCUGUCGUUUGGUCUAGGUCCCUGCGGCUUGUUCUCAAGGGUCCCCAGCAUCCUGGCAGUAAUAAUCGCAAUUGGGUUU